AUGGCGGGCAACAAGUUUUGGGGCGGUGACUCCUCGUCCUCGGACUCCGACUCGGACUCCGAUUCCGAGGAGGAGGAGAAGCCCGUGGCCGCAGCGGCCGCGCCCAGGAAGAUGGCUCGCUGGGCUGAAGCCUCAUCCAGUGAAGACGAAGGUGUCGCGCAAAGACGUGUAGUCCGCUCGCACACUGACAAGAAGAAUGAGCAGAUGCUCGAGGGAAUAAAGGUGAUGAAGAAUCACAUGAAGAUUGAUGACUACGCCAGUACGAUCACUGACUACGAGUCUCUCCUGAGGAUGCUGGAAAAGCUUCGAUUACAGAUGGAGCAGGACGGCGGCCCUCCCAAAGCCUUCAUCAAGGCCAUCGGUAGCCUGGAGGACUACGUAGAGAAGCAGCAUGAGGAGAUCCAGGAGAAGAAGCAGAAGGGCAUUAAGCUCCCGGAUAACAAGAACAAGGCGUUCAAUACCCUGCGUGCCAAGGUGAAGAAGGGCAACAAGCCUUUUGCCGAUGACCUGGCCCAGCUACACGCCGACCCGGACGCCUUCCAGUCUGACGAGGAGCCUGAAGCCAGCGACUCCGCAAGCGAGGCCAGCGCGGAAGGUGAACGGAGCAGCUCCUCUGACUCCUCCAGCAGCUCCUCGAGCUCAGACUCCUCCAGCUCUGACUCGGACAGCGACUCGGACAGUUCCUCCGACACUGGCAGCGCCAGCUCGGACUCGGAUUCCGACUCCUUCGACAGCUCUGGAAAGUCCGACACCUCGGACGGCGAUGGGGAUGAGGAUUUGGUCCGUGAGAGGAAGAUGCUCCGAUGGCUCAUUACACCAGAGAAGCUCGCCGAGCGCGAGAGAAAGGCUGAGCUGGCAAAGGCCAAAGAAGCAGAGAACAAGGCCAAGGAGAAGGAGAAGCGAGACAGGAAGAAGGAGAAGGGUGAGGACGGCCGCAGCACAGCAACCGGCCGAGAGCGCAAAGGCAAAGACGAGCCAGAGGAAUACACCUCCAAGGAGCUCACCAACAAGGUCACCGAGAUCACGCAGCAGCGUGGCCGAAAGGCCUUCGACCGCAAGGCCUACAUGGACAAGCUCCAGAAGCUGUUGGUCCACGCCGCCAAGCAUGGCCCCCUCGAGCAGCUGUACAUCUACGCUUCGAUGGUGUCGGCCGAUUUCGACAACACUGGUAGUGCUUUUGCUGCCAUGAAGAUCGAGAUGUGGAACGAAGCCUUGACGAAGGUGAAUAAGAUGCUGCCACUGCUUGUCGAGUCCCACAACAACAUCAAGAAUGGCACUGCCGACGAGAAGAGUGCCGAGCAAAACACCGACGUCGAGGAUCCAAAGUCCCACACGAGACUGCAGGAGUUGUACCUGGCUUACGUUGAGAAGCUGGACGACGAGCUCUACAAGGCGUUGCAGUUCAACAGUGAUGUCUACGGCUCAGAGUACCACGAAAUCCUGGCCAACUCCUCGAAAUGCCUGGUCUUGCUGAACCGAACCCUACGCUUCUAUGAGACGGUGGGCCAGCCACAGCCGCUGGGUGAGGUUGCUUCGCGCCUGAUGGAGCAGCUGUACUACAAGCCUGACUCGCUGAAUGCUCGUGUGUACGAGGCCGUUCCGCACACCAUGUCGGACGAGAAGAAGGAGGAUUGGAUCUGGCCGGACGACUCCAAAGCCUACAUGGGCAAGCUCUGCCACUACGUCUGGGCAACCGGCGAUCAGCGGCUUCGCCGACGCGCCUGCCUUUGCCAGGCCUACCACCUGGCUUUGCAUGACUGCUUCCAGCCUGCGCGCGACCUGCUCCACCUCGGCAACUUCCAGGAGCAGGCAGCCGAGUCCGAUGUCCACACGCAGAUCCUGUACAACCGGGUAAUUGCUCAGAUCGGUUUGUCCGCGUUCCGGCUGGGCAAGAUCACGGAAGCGCACAACUGCCUCAUGGAUGUGUGCCAGUACAACAAGGGCCGCGAGCUGUUGGCACAGGGCCUUUCCUAUGCCAAGAACAUGGAACGUUCCGCGGAGCAGGAGAAGGCCGAGCGUCAGCGCCAACUCCCGUACCACAUGCACAUCAAUCUGGAGGUGCUCGAGAGUGCUCAGCACAUCUGCGCGAUGCUGUUGGAAGUUCCCAACAUGGCGAUGCAGGCCAUUGAUCCCAGCAACAAGCGCAUCAUCUCCAAGGUCCUUAGGCGCGCCCUUGAGACGUACGACAAGCAGCAGUACACUGGUCCGCCGGAGACUGCCAAGGACUCCGUGGUGGCCGCGGCGAAGGACCUUCAGCGAGGAGACUGGGCCAAGGCUUGCGCCCAGCUCGAAGGCCUGCAGCUCUGGCAUCACAUCGACACCAACCACCCGGAGAACGGUGAGAAGGUCAAGGCCAUGAUCACGGAGAAGAUGAAAGUGGAGGCCCUGCGCACCUACCUCUUCUCCUACGCAUCCAUCUACGAUGCCUUCCACUUGGAUCAGCUGGUGGAGAUGUUCAACUUGGAUGGAAGACAAGUGCAUUCCACCAUCUCGAAGAUGAUGAUCAAGGAAGAGAUCACGGCCUUUUGGGAUGAGUCGUCAAAGUAUGUGCUCGUGCAGCACGUGGAGCCAACCCCGCUCCAGCGCCUGGCGAUUACACUGGCGGAGCGAGCCGUGCAGGCCGUGGAGAACAACGAGCGCCUCGUGGAUUUGAAGACCGGCGGCUUUGCUUUCAAGGAUGCUGGUCGUUCACAGCCGGGUCUGAAUACCGACUCCGGCAAAGGCGGAAAGGGAAGAAUGGGCAAAGGCUUCGACAUGAAGGCAGACCAGAAGGGCGCCAAAGGAAAGGGCCGCGGCAAAGGUUCCUCGUUUGGUGGACAGCCCGUUCGCCGGGCCGGGGGAUGGGAGAACGCCCGGGCUGGCGCCCUGCGCGGCGGCACUGGGCAACGUGGAUGGUCCACCGGCAUCAGAGCGUAA
Symbiodinium natans is the source of this 2916-nucleotide messenger RNA. Lineage: Eukaryota; Dinophyceae; Suessiales; Symbiodiniaceae. The record is from the annotation of a GenBank genome assembly.